Cucumis sativus (cucumber) is the source of this 1013-nucleotide messenger RNA. RefSeq lists its product as uncharacterized. Gene Ontology annotation, cellular component: chloroplast thylakoid membrane. The record is from RefSeq and is a predicted model, not a curated record. Lineage: Eukaryota; Viridiplantae; Streptophyta; Magnoliopsida; Cucurbitales; Cucurbitaceae. Bases 132 to 632 code for a protein of 166 amino acids. The transcript has 6 exons.
UUUCAUUUCAUUCCAAUAUGGUGGAGGCAAGCAAUAUUAGAUAUAUCCGUUUGAUUGGAUUAGAACAAGCUCUGUACAGCCAUCAGUGAGCGUCAUUGCACAAAUGUCAUUCUCUAUAAGAUAAUGUGUUGAUGUGGGCAUCUCAAAUCUAUAAAUGGAUAAGCAUCCAUGCAGGAAGGCGUUGCACUUUGGACAUGGCUGCUGCUUCCACUGCGCUGAUUCUCCCCAUCAAUGGAGGAAACCUUCCGCCUUCCCAAUACCUCUCUUUUCGCCAUACUCUCCCUUCUGCUACUUUCUCCAGGUUGGGUUGGAGUAGGGAUGCUGGCAGAAGUACUCGUAGAACGAGGGGUCAAGCAUUUCGAAUCUCUAAUGUCUCGCCUGGUAGGGAUGGAUUAAUCAAGCAGGUGAUUAUGGUUGACCCUUUGGAAGCCAAACGUAUGGCAGCGAAAGAAAUGGAAAAGAUCAAAGCAAAAGAGAAGUUCAAGAGAAGACGUCAAAUAGAAGCAAUUAAUGGAGCAUGGGCAAUGAUCGGUCUGACGGCUGGGCUUGUCAUUGAAGGUCGAACCGGAAAAGGAAUUCUAGCUCAGUUGGCUGACUACUUCAGCAUCCUUAUCAACUUCUUCAUACGGUAAGAGGCAUCUUCGAGGGGAAAAGGAGAUCUUUGAAUGAAAGAGGCGGUGAGAUGAAGCAGCAGGUUCAUGGUACUUUGUUUUGAAGAUUCUAUUUGCAAUACAAUUAUAUGUACUACCAUUUGUUUUUUUAAAAAUCAGUACAAGAUUUCAUUUCCAAGGAGAGGAAAAACCACCAUAGUUCUGUACAAUUAUUUGGUGAAAAGAAGCUUGUCUCUUUUUUUAAAAGAAAAAGAAAUAGACUGUCGUUGUCUAUAAGCUGAUUCAUCUUCCAAUAUUUGCAAACAACAGCGUUGUAAUGUAAGCAUAGAUUAGAAUUCAGAUGAAAAUUCAGAUGAAUUAGCUUUGAUGAUUCUUCUAUUGAAUUCCUGUUAUUGUUGGUUA